Pseudomassariella vexata is the source of this 1346-nucleotide messenger RNA. RefSeq names its product peptidase M50B-like-domain-containing protein. The record is from RefSeq and is a predicted model, not a curated record. The transcript has 3 exons. Bases 184 to 1038 code for a protein of 284 amino acids. Lineage: Eukaryota; Fungi; Ascomycota; Sordariomycetes; Amphisphaeriales; Pseudomassariaceae. Gene Ontology annotation, biological process: proteolysis. Gene Ontology annotation, molecular function: metalloendopeptidase activity; ATP-dependent peptidase activity; ATP binding.
GUCAGCCCUGCUGCGGCUCGUUCAUCAUUCAUUCGUUCAUCAAUGAGUUUUCUCGAAUGCUGUCGACACCUUAAAACCUGCAAUUCUUCUUUUCACCCUACGACGUUCACUCUACGCUGUAUCUUGCCAGUUCAGCUACUUUCGUUUUCAACAUCACUUUCGCUUGCUUGAGAACUGUCGAGAAUGGCUCCCGUAUUCGACAAGAGCGGCCUGCUCAUCCGCACCGCCAGAGCGGCCGUCGUCGCUGCCGGCCCGGGCGUGGCCCAACUCGCAACGCGCGAUGUGGCGCUUUCACGCCGCGACUUGACAGUCAGCAGCGAUGCGCAAAAGGUGACGCUGGGGAUAAUAGCUGCCUACGUCGUCGUCAUCGCGCUGCUGUGGAAUUUGCCUUAUGUGCGAUGGAGUUUAUGGCCUUUCAAGAUGCUGGUCAUUGCCUUUCACGAGUUCGGCCACGCCAUCACCGCCGUCUUAACAGGCGGCCGUGUGAAAUCCAUCUCCCUGGACCCGCGCGAAGGCGGCGUGACGCACAUGGUUGGCGGCAAGAGCGCCAUUACUCUUCCCGCGGGUUACCUGGGCUCGUCCCUCAUCGGCGCCCUGCUCAUCUUCUGCGGCUUCGACAUCGUGGCCAGCAAGAUUGCUAGUUUGGUGCUUGCGCCGUGUUUCUUGCUCACGUUAUGGUGGGGCAAGAGGGAUUGGUUGACCAUCGGAACUGUCUUGCUGGCCGUGGGACUGCUGGUGGCGUGUUGGUUUAUUGUGCACGCCGAGCCCUUGAGGUUUGUGGUGCUCUUCAUUGGCGUCAUGUCGUCCCUCUACAGCGUCUGGGAUAUCUGCGACGAUUUGAUUCUGCGCAAAGUCAACAGCUCCGACGCCAGCGUGUUUGCCAAGAGAUAUGGUGGAUCGUCCCAGUGCUGGGGUGUCAUCUGGUCUAUCAUCUCCAUCCUAUUCAUGGCGGCUGGCAUUGUGGCUGGCAUUGCUGCCUUCCCUCAGUCAUUUGCGCAGCAGGAGACGGAUUCGCAGAAUUUCUUGCCUACUCGAUAGACUGGAUAAAGGGGUUUAAUCGAGGGUUGUGGGCUGUAUAUAAUGAGCGAUGAUGCGGAAAGCCACGAAGCCACCGGUGGCUAAUGUAUCAUGUACAACAUAAAACCGGCUGGAAAUACGUUUCAUGAUGGUUGGAAAGGGGAGCGGCGUGUCAUGUACAGGCGUUGAUGGAUCACGGGUAGCCAAGAGUGACAUAGAUACCCAAUUGUAUUUUACGCAACUUGUAGUCAUGGUCAAUCCUUAACGUACUGUACGUAUCAUAGGGAAGCAAAAUAUGUAGUAUAGCCACUUGCGCUACUUCGUCCGCU